AAGAAGAAAGAAUGCUGAAAGUACCUGAAGAUUCAAAGGAAAUGAGCUGUGGGAAAGGCAAGGACUGAAUCCAGACUAAGACAGGAGUCUAAUCUGUAAAGAGAAAUAACUGGAACUCUAAACUACAAAAACUCUGAAAUUUGCCUAAAACAACAUUUAGGAUGCAGUCCUCUUCCACUUUUAAGGAGAGCGGUGGUCACAGCCAGUGGGAGCUUUUAUUAAUCCAGUAGUCUCUGGCACUGAAGGCAGAAAGUUCUGUUGCUAAUUGGAUUAUUGUGGGAUUAUUUGGAGAGGAGAGAAGCUUCUCAAAGCAGAGGAAGGUCAGGAGUAUAUGGAAGUGAAAAGAAGGAUCUACCUAGAAGCACCAUGGGUCAGCUGAAUGCACACACUAGCCUUGACAGCUAGGUGUUGCACCAGAGGCCACUUCCACCCACAUGAGUCUACGAAUUACAAGUUGCAAGAAAAGCAAGUGUGAGUGGGAGACGUAGUGAACUGAGAGUACCAGGAGAAGAGCAAACCUCUUCAGAGGGGAGAAAGAACAGGAGUACUUCUGGUACAGAGAGUCUACUUUGGACCAUGUCAAUCUUCUGACCCAAUAAAGAUCACCCAUGGGGAACCAGCCCCUGGAGCGCUCUGGUCUUUCCCAGUCCAGUUAGGGUCCAAAGUGGUGGAGAAGAGCCCAGCCCAGUGACUUGGGAUCCAGAAAAAAGCAGCGGCAGCAGCAGCCUCUGAUUAAAACCAUCAAGACUGCUUCAUCCACGACACUAGGAUUCAGGACUUCUCCUCCCAACAAGGAAAGCACCAAGCAAUGAUGAAGACUGUGUCCAGUGGGAACUGCACCCUGAGUGUGCCAGCCAAGAACUCCUACCGCAUGGUGGUGCUGGGAGCCUCCAGAGUGGGCAAGAGCUCCAUCGUCUCACGCUUUCUCACUGGCCGCUUUGAGGACCAGUACACUCCCACCAUUGAGGAUUUUCACCGCAAGGUCUACAACAUCCGGGGAGACAUGUACCAGUUGGACAUCCUGGACACAUCUGGGAAUCACCCUUUCCCUGCAAUGAGGAGGCUUUCUAUACUGACAGGAGAUGUUUUCAUCCUGGUGUUCAGUUUGGACAACAGAGAAUCCUUUGAUGAGGUCAAGAGGAUCCAAAAGCAGAUCCUUGAAGUCAAAUCCUGCCUGAAGAACAAGACCAAAGAGGCAGCUGACCUCCCCAUGAUGAUCUGUGGCAACAAAAAUGAUCAUAGUGAAAUCUACCGCAAGGUGCGCUCAGAGGAAGCAGAGAAGCUUGUCUCCAGCGAUGAGAACUGUGCUUACUUUGAAAUCUCAGCCAAGAAGAACACGAACGUGGAUGAGAUGUUCUAUGUCCUCUUCAGCAUGGCCAAGCUACCUCACGAGAUGAGCCCUGCCCUUCACAGGAAAAUCUCUGUCCAGUAUGGCGACGCCUUCCACCAAAAAUCCUUCAGGAUGCGCCGGGUCAAAGAGAUGGAUGCCUAUGGCAUGGUCUCCCCCUUCGCUCGCCGACCCAGUGUCAACAGUGACCUGAAAUACAUCAAAUCCAAAGUUCUCAGGGAAGGCCAGGCAAGGGAGAGGGAGAAAUGCACUAUCCAGUGAAGGGGUAUCCGCCAUUUUGAGUGAAGUCAUUGUGUUGGUGCAGUGCCUUAAAGAAAACGGUUUGAGAACGGGUUCAUAGCACCCACCUGAUGGAGGAUGCCCACCAUGACCGUAAGCAUGGCUCUUCCUCAGACCUCCACAGCAUCGCUAAUGUAAAUAGUAAACUUCCAAGCUACCCUUGUAAACAGUUGAGGAAAUCAGAGGUCUGAAAGGUGACUGGCUUCUUCAUUUCUUAAUUAAGUUCCUUUUCGUUCUUCUCCUGUCUGAAGAACUUGGACUUGUAAAGAAGGAUUUGCCUCUUGCCCACCCAGGGAAUAGGUCAGUAACACACAAAAGGCAUUGGGUCUGUGUAAAUAACAGUAACCCAUUAUUCAUCCUCUGCUGAGAAAAACAAAUGUCUUUUUUCAAGCAUACUUUAAAAAUGCUCCAGUUUACCCAUCUUCAUUCAACGGAUAAUUGUAUUAACCCAGGCUCUUCAGAUUGAGGGUGGACUCUAUACAUGGGUGUGCAAUUCUGACUGGCCAGUUAGAUGACCUCUAGUUUGCUGUAUCUUAGAAAGUCUGGGAGUGAUGAAAUUUUGCUGUACCGGUGGCAAUUUCUAACAGCCAUUGACGUAAACGUCACUUUUGUAUUAUAGCUUUAAUCUUGUUUUUGUUUUGUUUUUUCAAGUGAAACCAGAUGGCAAUUGUGUAUUUGAAAUGAAAACCGUGUCUCUGUUCUAGAAUUGCCAAGUAUUUUCAGUUUUAAGGUUACAUAAUAUGUACAGUAAUUGAAAGUGAAAUUGUUGUACUGUAAAGCCAACACAUCUGACUGCUAGCUAUCCUCAUGUGUGAUUGUGUCUCAAAACAAGCACAAAUCUGUUACAGGUACUCUGAAUACUUCAUUAUAAAUACUCACUCUGCCCACCUCUCUAUCAGAGCAAUGGUUCCUUCCUCCUGUCUUUGACAAGAGAUUAACCCGAUUUGAAUUUUGGCUUGAACUAUUAUAGAAAGAGGUUUGGACCUUCUUCUGGAAUUCAGGGAUGACAGGACAUGGGGAGUUGAUUUGGAACCAACUCUGCUUGGAACCAUCCCUUCAUUCCAGAGUUCUCCUUAUUACUGAUGGGGUUUGCCCCUGAACAGAGGAUGGGCAUAGGCGCCACUAAAGUCCCUGAGAGCAUAAUCCUUGUGCUAACUCUCUGCACAGGGUGAAUUUUGCCACUGUGAUUAAUUUGGGGUUGAGUCACUCUUUCCCAUUCCUCCCUUGCCCUGGUCCCUGGCUGCUAUCUCCCUGCCUUUUCUAUUUCAGUGUCUCUUGCUUGGUGUGCUGGGGCCCUGUGUGCGCUCAGAGAGCCAGAUGUAUUCCCUCAGAUAUGAGCAUGCCACUCCCAUUGAUUUAAAUGGGAGAUGGGCAUACAUAGCUGUGGGCAGAAUCUGGUUCUAAAAUUGUAAGUAACAACAGUGCAUAUAUUCUUCCCAUGAGUGUGUUUUACACAACUCAUACCAGCCCUGGCAUAUUCCACCCUGCCCCAUCCCUCACAUACUGCCCCUGUAUGUAUCCAUCUCGCUGUGUCCUGGCUGGAGCUGUGGGCUGAAUCCUAGUUCGUUCUGUAACUUGACAGGUGACAAAGAAUGACGGAUAUUUGCUAGAAAUAGCUUCUGAGAGACCCAAUCCCGUCUCCACUUGUCCGUCAUUCCAUCCUCGCUCACAGGUAAAACGCACAAGUGUUUGAUUCCUGGUGCCAUGGCAACACCCUAUAUUAUCAAGUCUCUCUCACUCUCUAUAAAUAUGUAUACUGUUUAUGAUUAAACCUGAUUUAUUUA
Chrysemys picta bellii (western painted turtle) is the source of this 3411-nucleotide messenger RNA. RefSeq names its product RASD family member 2 (gene RASD2). NCBI's taxonomy places the organism in Eukaryota, Metazoa, Chordata, Testudines, Emydidae. Gene Ontology annotation, biological process: signal transduction. Gene Ontology annotation, molecular function: GTP binding; G-protein beta-subunit binding; GTPase activity. The record is from RefSeq and is a predicted model, not a curated record.